This is a messenger RNA of Protopolystoma xenopodis, 258 nucleotides long. Lineage: Eukaryota; Metazoa; Platyhelminthes; Monogenea; Polystomatidea; Polystomatidae. The record is from the annotation of a GenBank genome assembly.
AUGGAUGCAGCAGCAGCAGCAAUUCCUUCAGUAUUUGCAUCUCGCCUAAGCCCCUCAGGCGGCCACAUACCAGUUGAUGAUGAGGGUAGAGGAGGAGAUCACCUAACCAGCCUGGGUUGCAGGCGCUUCUGCGUCACCAGGACUCGGAGAAGUCCGUCUGGUUGCCAACUGGGUAGGGCUCUUUUGUCCUUUGAGGCGCCGACGUACCCACCCUCGUCCACGAGCCCGGGGCCCAUUCCUCCGGGCGAGGCUUUCUAG